AUGGAAAUUGUUGAUAAAGAAUAGAAUUUAGCCAAAAUUGAUAAGGAAAUUCGUACUCCUAAAACUGCUAGAGGUCGUAGACUCUUAAAGAAGAGAGAGCCUCAACUCGAAGAAGGCAGCAAAAAGACAAUUUUCAUUAAAGGAAAAAAAACUUCAGAAGAUGUUUCAAAGAUAAUGAAGGACAUUUACACUUUGAAAAAAAUCAAUUCUGUCAAUUUUUCUAAUAGACAUGAUGUUUUACCUUUUGAAAAUGUUUAACCUAUUGAAAAUUAUUGCAGCAAGCAAGAUUGCAGUCUCUUCGUUUUUGGCUCCCACAAUAAAAAGAGACCUGAUAAUCUCAUUCUUGGUAGAUUAUUUGAUGGACAUCUUCUUGAUAUGGUAGAAUUUGGAGUCAGCAACAUGAAAUCUCAAUCUAGCUUCACAAGUAUUAUCGAUAUUCCUUCUUAAGCUCGUCCUGUUUUAGUUUUCUAAGGUCCUCUCUUCGAUUCUGAACCUACCUUUAUGAAAAUUAAGAACCUUUUAAAUGAUUUCUUUGUCGAAAACAUCAACGUAGCUGAAAUAGAUAUUAUGACUGGUAUGAGAUAUACAAUAGUUUUUACUGCUAAUGAAAAAAAUAUUUUGAUGAGAACUUAUGCUAUAAAUAUCAAUAAAAGUGAAGUUAAUAAGGAAGAUUUAUAAUCAAAUAGUAAUGCAUCUGCAAUAUAAUUAACUGAAAUAGGGCCCUCUGCUGACCUUACAGUUAGAAGAGAAUAAUGGGCUUCUGAUGAAACUAUGAAAGUUGCCUGCAAACAACCUAAAGUAGUCAAGAAGAAACAAGAUAAAAAUAAAUUCACAGAUGCAUUGGGCAAUACAGUUGCUAAAAUCUAUACUAACCAUCAAAACUUUAAUGUGUUAGCUCUUAAAAAGAGAAAGAAACUAAAAACUAACAGCGGAGAAGAAAAAACUAUCGAUGUCGACGAUUUGUGA
This is a messenger RNA of Tetrahymena thermophila SB210, 966 nucleotides long. Its product is annotated as brix domain protein. Gene Ontology annotation, molecular function: rRNA binding. The transcript is spliced from 5 exons. Gene Ontology annotation, cellular component: nucleolus. Lineage: Eukaryota; Ciliophora; Oligohymenophorea; Hymenostomatida; Tetrahymenidae. Gene Ontology annotation, biological process: ribosomal large subunit assembly; maturation of LSU-rRNA from tricistronic rRNA transcript (SSU-rRNA, 5.8S rRNA, LSU-rRNA). The record is from RefSeq and is a predicted model, not a curated record.